AUGCACAGGCAAGCCUCACUCAAGGAAAGAGACACUGGUCGCACAUUCUACGUAGUACAUCGUCACGGCGACCCGGCCGACAUUGUGUGCGCCGUAGAAUCUAUAGCAAAGACGGCUCUCGUCAAGGCUCCCGGUGACUUGGCUCGACCGACCAAGGCUUACGGGGUAGCUGCCGUGUUCACCACCCCGGCGUAUCGGGGCCAAGGCAUGGCAGCGUGGAUGCUCCGCCAGUUGCAGGGCGUCAUGGACCUAGAUAGCGCCUUCAGCGUUCUCUACAGCGGCAUUGGGCCUGACUUCUAUGCUAAAUACGGCUGGGAUGCCACCCUCGCCGCUCGGGUCACGCUCUUUCUCCUAGGCAGCGCCCUCACGGCGAGACUAAACGAGAGCCCCGAGAACGGGAGCACAAGGGUUGCUUUCUUGCCCACAUUUGCGCAGGUGGACUGGCAAUUUGAGCGAAACGCGAUUGUCGCGCGCCAGGUGCGGAACCGGGAGCCGCAAAACUAUGGCGCCGCCACCUCGGACGGGGCCAACUGGAUCUACUGGGUUCACGAAGUAGGCCGCCAGACGCUUGGAAUUAUCCGCAUCGUGGGAGAAAAUCCCGCAGCGAUCAUGGACCUCUUGCGCGCCGCGCUUUCCGAGGCCAAGGACUGGGGGUUCGAGAGGGUUACGGUGUGGAACCCGCAAGGCGAUGUCGAGGAGGCCGCGAGGAUGCUGGGCGUCGAGGAUGAGACGGCGGUCCGAGUGCUCUUUGAGGGUCGCCAGGACCGGCUGCCGUGCCUCCGGUGGAAGGGUGGCGAGCAAACGGACGUGGUCUGGGAGGAUAAUCACCACUAUGCCUGGUGCUAA
This is a messenger RNA of Parascedosporium putredinis, 846 nucleotides long. The record is from the annotation of a GenBank genome assembly. Lineage: Eukaryota; Fungi; Ascomycota; Sordariomycetes; Microascales; Microascaceae.